This is a messenger RNA of Fusarium sp. VM40, 1176 nucleotides long. NCBI's taxonomy places the organism in Eukaryota, Fungi, Ascomycota, Sordariomycetes, Hypocreales, Nectriaceae. The record is from the annotation of a GenBank genome assembly.
AUGAACUCUACCGAUCCUCGAAUUAUUGCCAUCGCUGGCCCACCACCAUCAGACAUCGACCUCGGCGACAACACUGCCGCCUCAGAUAGAGCGGCAAUAAUCGCAGUACUUAUCCUAGCUUUACUGGCUAUCUCCCUACGAUUUGUAGCGAGAACUAUUCAACGGACGAGGAUUCAUUGGGAUGACUGGGUUAUUAUUCUGUCUAUGGUAUUGGUUGCGGGAACCGCCAGCUUAGCCAUUGCUGGUGGCAUCUAUGGAGCUGGGAAACACGUUUGGGCACUUCAGAUGGAGGACCUGGAACAGAUCUACAAAAUCCUGUUUGGGUAUACAUUUCUAUACUCGGCCUCAUGCGCAAUCAUCAAAAUCUCGAUCCUCCUAUUCUACGGCCGAAUAUUCCCUACGACGGAAUCUGUGUUCCGGAUCUCGAUAAUGUUUGGCUACUUUCUCUCCAUCUCGUAUCCAAUCGUCGUAUGGGUUACGAUGGGAAAUGCAUGCAGGCCGAUUGAGCACUUUUGGACCCAGUUCAGUGGUACAGAAGGGACAUGCAUAGAUAUCAACAAAUUCUUUCUGGCUCUUGGGAUUGUAAAUAUGGUCAAUGACUUUUACAUAUUACUCGUACCUAUCCCACAAAUAUUCCAGCUACAGAUGUCCCUGCGAAAGAGAUUGGGUAUUAAUAGCAUUAUGAUGUUGGGUAGCUUUGUAUGUGCUGCCAGCGCUGUGCGUAUUCACUUCUUGACUGAGUUGACAAAGACUGUGGACGUGACGAGAGCCAUGGGGCCUGUCUUCAUUUGGUCUGAUCUCGAGCCAUGCAUUGCCAUUGUGUCAGCGUGCCUCCCACACCUUGCGCCCCUUCGACAUAUCAUCCGAGAUAGAAUUUCCUCUUCCUUGGGGAGUGAGAGAGGGAAAGGUACAGGUAACAGCUCGAAGAAAUGGGGAGGCGGGGAGUCGAGCUCCAAAGACCCAAUGUUUACCUAUGGUGGAUCCAGGUAUUUUGGUGUUGGUGACAAGCUUAAGCUCGGGGAUAACGACGAUGAGGUUGAGCUGACAAACCGCGUGACUGCUGGACCUCAAGCUGGCAGACAAGAAUCAUCAAGGUCUAGUUCAGGGGAGAACAUAACCGCUCAGUCGAUAUAUGUAGAGACCAGCUAUACACAGACAAUCGAACACCAGCAAUAG